This is a messenger RNA of Manihot esculenta (cassava), 2096 nucleotides long. RefSeq names its product bystin. Gene Ontology annotation, biological process: rRNA processing. Gene Ontology annotation, cellular component: nucleolus; preribosome, small subunit precursor; cytoplasm. The coding region runs from base 397 to 1731 and encodes 444 amino acids. The record is from RefSeq and is a predicted model, not a curated record. Gene Ontology annotation, molecular function: snoRNA binding. Lineage: Eukaryota; Viridiplantae; Streptophyta; Magnoliopsida; Malpighiales; Euphorbiaceae. The transcript has 13 exons.
CCAUCCCACGUCUUUCUCGCGGCGCAUACGAUACCUUCAUCUCUCUCAGACCAAAUCCCUAAUCUCCAUCCUUCGCGUCUUCAUCUCUCUUCAGUCCCGUAGCCACAGCCACCCACCCCAGUCGCCAGUCCCACAGCCACCCACCGGCCACCCACCCUGCCACCCACUCGCCCAAGCCAGUCUCUUCUCUCCAUCCUUUGUCGCUUCAGUCCCGCAGCCACGGCCACCCACCCACCCAAUCGCCAGUCCCACAGCCACCCACCGGCCACCUGCCCUGCCACCCACUCGCCAAAGCCAGAGUCUCUUCUCUCCAUCCUUCGCGUGUCUCUCUCACGGCCAUCGCUCGCGUCUCUCUCUCGUAGCCGUCGCUCGCGAGACUCUUUUCACUGCGCCUAAAUGGAGAAGAAGCGAGCUAGACACCAAAACCCUAAACCCUUUAUCCCAGAAGACAAUGACUCCGUCGCCUCUGCUAAGAAACGAUCGAAAGCAGCAAAACAUCACCAAAAGCAAGAAACGAUGAUAUCUUCGGGGAUGAGCUCGAAAAUUUUGAAAGAGGCGCUGAUACAGCAAAAAGAGAUUCAAGAGGAGGCUGAGCAGGCUAAUCCUACUAGCAAUGCCUUUGUUGUGGCAGAGGAAGAAGCUGCUAGGCAUCAACAAGAAGAUGAGGAUGAUGAUUUUGAUGAUUUUAGUGGAUUCUCUGAGACUCAAACCCAUUUUGGUGAUGAGGAGAUUGAUGAGGAUGAGGAGAAAUUACUGGAGGCUUUCUUAUCAAAGGAAGCUGGUCCACAGCGUACACUUGCAGACCUCAUAAUUGAAAAAAUUAAGCAGGAGAAUGCAAAUUUUUCUUCAGAUACACAACCCAUGCCAAAAUUGGAUCCAUCUAUAUUAGAUUUAUACAAGGGGCUUGGUGAGUUUCUGAGUAGAUAUACAGCUGGAAAAAUGCCUAAAGCAUUUAAGCAUAUCCCUUCAAUGCAACUAUGGGAGGAUGUCUUGUACCUGACUAAACCUGAGAGUUGGUCGCCAAAUGCAAUGUAUCAAGCGACAAGAAUCUUUGCUUCCAAUUUGGGUGUGAAGAAAGCAGAGCUUUUCUAUAGGCUUGUAUUGCUUCCUCGAAUCAGAGAUGAUAUUAAACAGAACAAGAGGCUGCAUUUUGCUCUAUAUCAAGCUCUGAAAAAAUCUCUUUACAAGCCUGCUGCAUUCAACAAGGGAAUAUUGUUUCCACUAUGUAAGUCAGGGACUUGUAAUCUUAGGGAGGCCGUCAUUGUUGGAAGUAUUAUUCAAAAGGUUUCCAUUCCCAUGCUUCAUUCAAGUGCUGCAUUAUUGAAGCUUGCAGAGAUGGAGUAUUGUGGCACAACAAGUUACUUUAUCAAGCUUCUUUUGGAAAAGAAAUAUGCCUUGCCAUAUCGUGUACUUGAUGCUGUUGUUGCUCAUUUUAUGAGAUUUCUUGAUGAGACAAGAAUAAUGCCUGUAAUAUGGCACCAGUCGCUUCUUGCUUUUGUGCAAAGGUACAAGAAUGAAUUGACGAAAGAAGAUAAGCAGAAUCUUAGAACACUAGUCGGAAAGCAAAAACAUAAAUUAGUAACUCCUGAAAUUAUUCGAGAGCUAGACAGUAGCCGUAAUCGUGGUGAAAAGGAGGAUCCAAUGUCAAUGACAUCUCCUAUUUCUGUGAUAAAUAAAGUGAUCGAGGAAGACAGGUUUGAUAUUCCACAAGUGCCCAUGGAGGAGGAUUGAAUGUUUUGCCCUUGAUUCAGAGAGGGAGCUUUGAAUACCUGUUAGUGGGGUUACCAAAAUUUUGACAGAAAGCAGAUUGAGUACGUGUUUGUGGGUUGGCAAAAUUUUGAGAGCAAGCAGAUCCAAUUUUGAUGUGUGUGAAAUGAAAUAGAUAGUCUUUUGAAAUGAAUGAUUUGGAGGUAACUGCUUGGUUUGUGUUGAUAAUAUAUAUGUUUUAUUUGAUUAGGUAGGUUCGUUGAACAGAGAAGUUUCAUUUUUAACUUCCUUGUAAGAGAGUAUGCAUUUGAUUUACGUAUUACAAAGGUAUAAUUUCAAAACUACACUCUACACCAUCAUUUAUAUAUUUCAUGUCUUUUUUCAGUUGA